CGAAUUUCUACAUGAUUUUCAUAUUAUUGGGUUUAUUAUUAACAAUAGAAGCAUCAGAAGAGAAAAUAUAGAAAGCUGUUGAUUUAAGUAAAUUUGCAAAGAUAUUUGAACAUUAUGUAUGAUAAAAUAUAAUAUUGAGAAUUAAUCAAACUAAUUUAAUAGAUCAUUAUUUACACAAUUAAAGUCUAAGGUUCUUAAUGGGGCAACAGUUCAAGAUCUUGAUGAUCAUUUUGCAGAAUUGGUUGGGCAUUUAGAAAAAGAUGAAUUUUCAUAACAAUAAUUAUAUUCAGUUGAAGAAGCUAGAUUAGAAGGAAUGAUUACAUAAUUAGAAGAUGAAUUAAAAUAAUUAGAUGAAUAAAAUAAAUAUUUAAUAUAAAAAUAGGAAACAUUAAAUGAAGAAGCUCGUGAAAUUGAUGUUUUAUUUAGUGCUAAUCAUGAAGCAUAUAUAUAAAAAAUAGGAGAGCAAUAUACUUUGAUUGAAGCUAUAGAUGAAUUAAUAUCAUAAAUUUAAGAAAAAUAGACAAUAAAAGAUGAUAGUGAUAUAAUGGAGAAGUUAAGAUAGAUAAGUGAAGAUUAACAUAUUAGUAUAUUAGCAUAAGUGACUGCACAUUUAGAUUUAGAAUAAGCUGAUAAGAUAUAAACAUUAUUUAAAGAAUUAAAAGAUGCUUUGAAAGAAGGAAUUGAAAUGGAUGAAUUAAAUAAUGAAUUGAAUGUCAAAUUACAUACAGAUAUUAGAGGUUCCAUUGGAAAGUACUAUUCAUUAUUUAUAUAAGUUUAAUACCUGAAACACUUAUUCAAUAAGAAGAGAUUAUUAAUUCAAUAACUGAAUAAUAAAACACUUUAAAGAUAACCAAAGAGGCUUUAGAUAAACUCAAAUCUGAUAUGGAUGCAAUUACUUAAGAAAGGUAUUAAAUUUAUUAUAUUUAGAAAAUUUGCAUUACUUUAAAUAUCAUAGGCCAAAUCAAUAAUUAAAGAAAACAUUGAUUAAAUUCAAUAAUGACGAUGAUGCACU
This is a messenger RNA of Paramecium sonneborni, 1012 nucleotides long. The record is from the annotation of a GenBank genome assembly. NCBI's taxonomy places the organism in Eukaryota, Ciliophora, Oligohymenophorea, Peniculida, Parameciidae.